Ceratitis capitata (Mediterranean fruit fly) is the source of this 827-nucleotide messenger RNA. RefSeq lists its product as uncharacterized. Lineage: Eukaryota; Metazoa; Arthropoda; Insecta; Diptera; Tephritidae. The record is from RefSeq and is a predicted model, not a curated record. The coding region runs from base 83 to 643 and encodes 186 amino acids. The transcript has 2 exons.
UAAGCUCAACGCAAGCGUUAAUCUCAAAUUGAGCGCUGCGUUAACUACAUUACACCUUUCGAGAUUAUUAAUUGAAUACAGAAUGCUGCAGUUGUUAUCCGCCGCCCUUCUCCUCGUCUCCCUAGCUCGCAGUGACGCCGGCAUAUUCUCUUUAACACCCGAAGACUUACAACAAGCCGGCGAUAUUAAUAUCGCCACCAUUGUUCACAAUACACCCUCUGCUGUAACGCACACAUCUUUCGUACGUGUACACAAUCAAUCCUACAACAAGCACGGAAAUCAACAAAUCGCCCAGCCACACCUCGACGAUGGCACCACAGCCGCGCAAGUGGCAGCGGUGAAUCAAAUUCCAACUGUUGCGGUGCAACCAUUGUACACAUCGCAGCAAUUAAGUGGCAUUCCAACAACAACAUUUGUGAAUCAUGUCCCAUCAACAGCACAACUGCUGGAGAGUAGCGGGAGCACAGCGACAGUGAUCACGGCGAAUACAUCGAAAGUCCAAACUCUCUCUCAUACGCCAGCGCAUUUGACCUUCUCGGCACGGCCAGUGGUAUUUCAGACGCUUCCCGAUAUUAAACCAGUGCGAAAAAUUAGUUUCGACGAAUUAGUACCAAGCCCGAGGAAUGUCCAAUAUACACAUUAAGUUGUUCAGUUGUCCUUUAAGGGGAGAGUGAAAAUAGAAAUAUAAGCCAUCCAACACUAACAUGCUCUCUCGAAUUCUCUUUGCCAUGUGUCAAGCCUAUGUUCGCGGAAACUACAAAAUUACUCGUCGAUAAUGCAACGAAGUAGGGAAUUUGAAUUUCUUGGCGCCAAGGCUUUGGUAUUAA